Malania oleifera is the source of this 756-nucleotide messenger RNA. Its product is annotated as transcription factor MYB92-like. The transcript is spliced from 4 exons. Lineage: Eukaryota; Viridiplantae; Streptophyta; Magnoliopsida; Santalales; Ximeniaceae. The record is from RefSeq and is a predicted model, not a curated record. The coding region runs from base 1 to 756 and encodes 251 amino acids.
AUGGGAAGGACUCGUCGCUCCGAUAGAGAGAACAAUAAUGAUGGCAUCAAGAAAGGACCUUGGACUCUUGAAGAAGACAAGAAACUGGUUCGACACAUUCGUAAACAUGGCCAUCGGAGCUGGAGGGCCCUUCCCAAGCUUGCAGGUCUUAACAGAUGUGGCAAGAGCUGUAGGUUAAGAUGGACAAAUUACCUGCGCCCUGACAUCAAAAGAGGGAAAUUUUCCCAGGAGGAGGAACAAACAAUUGUACACCUGCAUUCCAUCCACGGAAACAGAUGGUCAACCAUUGCAACCCAGCUUCCAGGAAGGACGGACAACGAAAUCAAGAAUUUCUGGAAUACCCAUAUGAAGAAGAAGCUAUUGCAGAUGGGUAUUGAUCCAAUGACCCAUAAACCAAGAACUGUGAACUCGCCAUCUAUUGACAUUCCCUUAUCAUCAUCAUCAUCAUCUCCAUCUCCAUCUCCAUCUUCUACUGGUGGUUUGGUUUUGCAGAAUAUCGUGACGACGACUGGGAGUCCUUUGGGAUUUAGCCUUCCUGGGAAUAUAAGUAGCCCAAGUGCAAACUUUGAAGGAUCAUCGUUAUCUCCAUCCCCAACUCCUUCCACUGAUAAUUUGGUUCCACCAGAUUUAGUUGUAACUGGUGGUGAUGCUUUGGGAUUCAGCCUUCCAGGGGAUAUAAGAAGCCCAGAAAACUUUGAAGGAUCAUCUUCGUAUUGGCUUGAACUUCUUCUUGAGGAGGAUUCAUUCUUGGAAUGA